Molecule: messenger RNA, 3415 nt
Organism: Pantherophis guttatus
Lineage: Eukaryota; Metazoa; Chordata; Lepidosauria; Squamata; Colubridae
Gene: FN3KRP
Product: fructosamine 3 kinase related protein
Source: RefSeq, a predicted model, not a curated record
UUUCUUCUUCCGGGCGCUCAGAUCGCCGUUGCAGUUCAGUUGGCGUAGGGGGGCGGCUAGCGCAGGAGAGGCGAGGAUUGUGGCUCCCGGGUGUCUCGGGAUCCUCAGAGGAGCGCCGGGUUGGUGCGUGGCCCAGCUUUUCCAGGACCUCCUGCGAUGGAGGCGGCUUUGCGGCGAGAACUUGGCACCUCGGUGCUGCGGCCUGCGGGACACUCGGGGGGAGGCUGCAUCAGCCACGGCGAGAGUUUCCACAUCGACCACGGGAAGGUCUACGUGAAGCGCAAUGAUAAGGCCGAGGCCAGAAGAAUGUUUGAUGGAGAGAUGGCAAGUUUAGAUGCUAUUCUGCAAACACAGACUGUGAAAGUUCCUAAACCUAUCAAAGUUAUUGAUUUGCCAGAAGGUGGUACUUUAUUUGUGAUGGAACACUUGGACAUGAGAGGUCUCAAUAGACAUGCAGAAAAACUUGGGAUUCAGCUGGCUGAUCUUCAUCUUCAUAAUCAAAAGCUUGGGGAAAAGUUGAAGAAAGAUGCAAACACUAUUGGUAAAAGUCAGAUGGAUACUCAGUUUGUGGAAGAGUUUGGGUUUCAUUCUGUCACUUGUUGCGGUUAUCUUCCACAGGUUAAUGACUGGCAACAAGACUGGGUAAAUUUCUUUGCUAGGCAACGAAUUCAGCCUCAGAUGGAUUUGAUUGAGAAAAAUUCAGGAGACAGAGAAGCAAGAGAGCUUUGGGCUCAACUCCAGGUGAAGAUACCCAGUUUGUUUGGUGAUCUGAAAAUAAUUCCUGCUCUCUUACAUGGGGAUCUGUGGGGAGGAAAUGUAGCUGAAGAUGAUUCUGGGCCCAUUAUCUUUGAUCCUGCCUCUUUCUAUGGUCACUCUGAGUAUGAGUUAGCAAUUGCUGGGAUGUUUGGUGGUUUCAGUGGUUCAUUUUAUUCUGCUUACCAUGGUAAAAUCCCCAAAGCACCAGGCUUUGAUAAACGGCUCAAGCUUUACCAACUAUUUCACUACAUGAACCAUUGGAAUCAUUUUGGUGGAGGCUACAGAGGGUCAUCUAUAAAUAUUAUGAAAAAUCUGGUGAAAUGAUUUAUUGUGAAAUUUUAUUAACUCUGUUUGGAAAAAUACAUGGGUUUUCAGCUGCAGUGAUCUGUGAUACUUAAUUUAUUAAGAGUUAUACCCAGUUUUUCAUCCAGGAGCCCCAGGUGGUACACGUAGCUCUGCUUCCAAUUUAUGCCCAGGAGAGAGACAGAGAAAGAAAGAUAAUGAUCACCUGGAAGUCACCCAGUGAGUGUCCUUGGGUAAAUUUCCUCAUCCCACUCCAGCAUCUUAAUUACUAUAUUCCACUCGUUAUAAUUUAAAUUAUCACCCCCUUUCCAUAAUUGAAGAUCAAUCCUACUAUGUCCCAAGCUUGGUGUCCUAUUAACUACAGUUUAUUAAAGAGCUGUCUGAGGCGGAAAUAAUCCAAGAUUUGCAUGAAAGCCUUUUUUGCUGUUAAGAUGACACCAUUGAAUUGAUUUAGUAGGUUGCAGUAGACAAAAUUGCUCUUGAAACAAUAGUUUAGAUACAUUUUUUGCCAGCAGGGUGGAAAGGGAACAAAAAUAACAAUAAUGAUAAAGGCACAGUCGGAGAUCUUAGUGAUCUUUCUUUCAUGAAUAUAUUGGGAAUUUUCUUGCUUGCUAUGAAACUAAGAUUACUCUCAGUAUUUAUAAUAUUACUUUUAUUUCAGUUUUAUCAUUAUAGCUGCAUUUACAUUAGAUGCAUGUUCUAAGCUAAAAUUGGAAUACAUAGGAUGCUGCCUAGGUGACUUUUGUUUCUACCGUGAAUGUUGUUAGCAUGGCUGCAGUUGUCAAAAUUCAGGACUCUGACUGAAUCUUCCAAUCACACUACAAUUUGCUUGAUGAUCUGGUUUGUCUUCCUUCUGUAAGGCUCCAGCUGGUGUAUGUUCCUAACUACCAAAAAAACUUGACCUAAUCUUGUGUUGUACAAUGUACAUUCAUGGAUUAAGUUUAUUUAUAGGCAGCUGUAUCUAUUUCAGAGUUACUUUCUGUGGCUGGUUGGUGGAAUAAUUUCUCUUUGAAGCCAUUCAACUGAGCUGGGACUCUAGCUCCCAGAAACUCUAGCCAACCAUUGCUGCUUUGGCUGAUAAAUCUUGGGAUUGUAUGCAAGGCUGAGGUAAAAAUAGGCUAUCAGUGAUUUUUACAGUUUGUUCUGAACUACUUUGAGUAGUGAUAAAAAUAAAGCAAUCUUUGUGCUGAUAAAAUGCUAAACGCUAAAUACCACUUAAAAUUAAUAUAGGUUUAGACUUUAGAUUAUGAGGAAGGAAUCAAAACCUGAUUGAUCUUCCCCUUCCACAUAUACACAUAACUUCUCCCAUUUUAAUACUUUGGUUGACUGUAGUAUCUUGCAACCAGUUAGGCUCACAAUACUAUUUUUCCAGAGGGUGUUUUUGAUUCACUACUGCUGAGCUAAAAUAUAUGGUUAUUUCCCAUUCCCCCCAUCAGAUAUAAAAUUUUCCUGCUAGAAAAAAAAUCAUUUAUUGAUUUUGUCUGUCACCUAUAGUAUAAACUCUAACUAAAGUAGCAACAAUAAUUCUAAUUCAGAUUGUGAUAGUAUAUUAAUUCUAUUGAAUCUUUUAGUAAAAGUAUGUUGCUUUUACCUUAGUUAGGCGAGGGCUAACUUUUCUGGGCAGUUAAUUAGAGAAUUAAUUUUAGCUAUAAUUAUGUGUCCAGCAUCAGUUUCCUCUGUGUGGAUUGUUUAACAGGGGAGAUUAGAAAGAGAAAGAAAAGUUUUAUUAUUGUAUUACUAAUUCCCCUUAGUUUUUGCAUUUGCAUGAAUCUGCUACCGCUUGUUUCUAGCGUACAGCAGCAGGAAUGCUGAAUAAGUAUUAUCUAAUACUUGAAAAAGUAUACUGGAAAUACCCAACAUGAUUUACAACAAUUGUGAAGUGCUGAUGAAGAGUUUUCUAGAGAGUAGUAAAUAGAUCCAGAACCACAUUUGAAAAUAAAAUGUGGGUCUGGAUGAAAGGAUACAUAUGAAAAUACAUUAUUUUUAGAAAUAAUACCAAAAUACUGCAGAAUAUAUAUCUUUUAUGGCAAACAAUUAGAAUAUGGGUUUUGCUCUUUCAGAUGUUGCUUUUUGGUGGCUGUCCAUUCUAAAUUGCCAGGUAGGUACCGGUAGAGAGGCAUGAUUAAUAGAAUGUAUGCUCAUACAGACCCUUGGAAUGUUUUUGAUGCUUUGAAUUAACAUUAUUUGACUUUACAAUAUGGAAAAAAUAUUACACUAAUUUUUAAAAAUUCCAAUCGUCUCUGUUUCCCUGCUUUCUCAUUUUGCAUAACAAUACCACUAAUUUUCUGAGUUUAAAGAAGUUGCUGUUUGUCAUCCUUUGUAAUUGUUAAAAUAAAAUAUAUUCCUGAGCAUUUCA